Aspergillus calidoustus is the source of this 1500-nucleotide messenger RNA. Lineage: Eukaryota; Fungi; Ascomycota; Eurotiomycetes; Eurotiales; Aspergillaceae. The record is from the annotation of a GenBank genome assembly.
AUGCCGAACACUCUUUCAGGAACCAAGCGGAAGAGGAAGAGAUCCUCAAGUCCUCCCCGCAUUUCAUUCGAAUCAAUCCCUCUCGAACCGCAUCCUAGCAAGUCCAACCUCCGCCAGGCUACCUGCAACAAGUCUACUAUCCACGAUCGCAUCUCACGCGAGCCAAUCUCACCGGAGCCCACCCCCUUUGAGUCUAUUUCCGGCACGCCCACCGUCAGGGAGCAUUCGCCUGAGCCUGCGCCAGCAUCGCUAUGGGUUCCAACACACAUCCAUAAAAUUGGUCCGCACACACCUAGGAUCGAGCUCGAGCAACCUGCCUCGAAAAUGACGCUUACGCACGAUGAUAAAUAUCUGGCCGUGGUUGUUGGAGAGAAGGAACUGCGGCUUUACGAUACCAGCAACUUCGAGCUUGUGUCAACCCUACAAGUACCCGAGCCCUGUUCCGGGUACAAGGAGAUCCUCUUUGCGCCAUUGUUGAUGGAAAAUAGCGGGUACAUGCUGGUGACGGUGACAGGAAGGAUGGGGGUAUACGAUUUCAAUCCCCGGGUGAAAGUGCCCGUUCCUAGAGUGACUGUACCCCUCGAUGAUACAGAGUCCGAGGGCUCUUCUGCUGGCUCAGAUGAAGGCAGUCUUGAUAAGCGUCAUAAGAGUCAGGACGUCCGGACAACGUCUGCCAUGUCCACGAUGGCGUGCAUCACAGAGCAUCAGUUCAAUGUGCUCGGGUGGAAUGUCGGAUUCAGCCCGGACGGAACUUUUAUGGUUUACACGACGCUGCGUGCAAAAGAGCGCCGGGUCUGUAUAUGGGACGUCAAGCAACGACGAACACGGAAAAUUGUGAAUCCAGAACUCAAACGCCCCAAGGUCACCAUUUGCCCGAACUCAGACUUGAUCGCGACCGGUGGUUUGCACGGUCUUCUCCAUAUUUGGAAAGCAGCCAAUGGUGACUGUGUGUCUGUUUUCAAGAUGGCGGAGAAAGAUAAGGUGCUCAAUGUUAUAUUCUCGCCCGACUCCAAAUGGCUCGCUGUCCAUGAUCGCAAAGGAGAAAGUCUCCACAGAAUCUACGACAUAGCAACCGGCCAAACUAUCUUCAGUGUCAGCAACUCGUAUUCUCCUCGGGCAUGGAGCAUUGGAGGGAACCUUUUGGCAGCCAGCAGUGUGACCGGACAUCGAGAAAUCGUCCUAGUCGACGGUAUCACCGGCACCGAACGAGUCAGGUGGGACUUGGGGGAUGAGGAAGGUGGUGAGAAGAAACGAAAGAAAGGUCGGCCGAAGUUUCUCCGUCAAUAUUCCUCCGAGCACCUCAGAUUCCUGGACCAUGGUUCAAAGCUUGUGGUUUGCACUGCUAAUGGUAGACUUGACCUUUACGAUUUCUUGUCUUUUGCCAAACACCGCUAUCAGGGCUGGCGUAGUUCCAAUGCCCUGCUCUUCUCCAACAAUCACCGCGGUUUCGUUUUAAGCGACCACGAGAACAAAGCUCUGAUAUUUCAGGACUUUGAAUGA